Molecule: messenger RNA, 1957 nt
Organism: Magallana angulata
Lineage: Eukaryota; Metazoa; Mollusca; Bivalvia; Ostreida; Ostreidae
Exons: 4
Coding region: 87-1271 (394 amino acids)
Source: RefSeq, a predicted model, not a curated record
AUGGCCAGAAGGGCAUAAAUUGGCAUGUGUCUGUGUGCAUUUACAAGGAUGAAAACUCAAAUUUAAAGCAUAGAACAUUCGCUCACAUGUUGGAUGGAGUGCGUCAAGACUGGUUAGCGGUUGCCUGUCUUUUGGAAGACACACUUCAUCAUGUGAAACUGCAACUUCCCAGUACAACAAGGGCAUUUAUUCGGAGUGAUAAUGCCGGGUGCUACCAUUGCGGCAAUCUAUGGCUUGCCAUACCAGGCAUCAGUAGGCGCACUGGAGUGUUCAUAGACCGCUACGAUUACAGUGAGGCCCAAAGUGGGAAGUCCUAUUGUGAUGCUAAAAUAGCCCACAUGAGAGGGAAGUUUAGCAAAGUUGUCGCAUCAGGAUAUAACAUCCUUACAGCAGCCAACAUGAAGUCUGCCAUAGACCUGUAUGAAGGAACAACUGGAUGUCAAGCAGCACAUGUUAAGCUCCAGGGAUUUCCUCCUUCUACAGCUAAGUGCCCAAUAAAGGGCAUAACCAAGAUUUCAAAUGUCAAGUUUGAACCAAAGCAUCUAACAACUUGGAGGGCCUUCAAUAUUGGCAUAGGCAAGCAGUUGCCUAUUGAACAUGAAAACAAUGACCUGGCAGAAUUAGAAAUUAUAUCUGAUUUUGUUUUGAAAUCUGGAUCAGUUGGGCACAUUCAAAACCCCAAAGAGAGCAAUGAUGUUGUUGAUUCUUCAGAUGAUCUUGCUUUUAAUUGUCCUGAAGCAGGAUGUACCCAGAUCUUCACAAGAUACAGCGACAUGCAAAACCAUUGCUUAAUUGGUAAUCACACUUACCAGCUCCAAGCAAGGUCAUCUUAUGAUGAUAUAAAAAUGAGAUGGAUGGAUGCAUGUUGUACACUAUCAGAAGAUACUCUGAAAUACUCUAAAACUGGAGAAGGGGUCACUGAGCAAGUGUGUGUGCAGUCUGAUAUGGGUUGGGCUUUGAAAAAAGAGAGAAAAAGUGCUAGAUUCUCAGAUGACUUGAAAUCAUAUCUUAGUGAUAUAUUCUUGCAAGGAGAAAGUAGUGGAGCAAAGGUACAUCCAUCAGUUGUCGCUAAAAACAUGAGAGUUGCUAAAAAUGAAAAUGGAGAAAAAAGAUUCAGUGCAAACCAAUAUCUGGCUGUUGGUCAAAUCUCAUCUUUUUUUUCAAGACUUUCUGCAUUGAAAAAAACAUCCUCCACAGAUAUCAGUGAUGAUGAUUUGGAUGCAGUUCUUUUGAACAUUGCUAAGGCCGAAACAGCUGCAGAAUUUCAGUAGGAUGGACAUAAUUGACUGAGAUAGAAACAUUACUCAUUUUGUGACAAGGACUGAAAUUGUUUGAUACAUACAUGUAUAUAACUUAUGCAAAGUGUUUUUAUUGUGACAAUAUCUGUAGAUUUUAAAAGAAAGCUGGGUGGUUAACACAUUACUCAUCAGCUCUUAGUAACCUUUAAUUUUUAGAUAUGACGUGCUAAGCUAAAGAAAAUCAUUAAAUUUCAGCUGGUGAACGUCAGUAUUUUUUUUAUAUCUUUAUAAAGAGCUCUGCCCUUUAAGAAUACCAGUGAAUACUAUCUUACAAUGACCUCAACCGUCCAGCCCUGUUAAUUCAUUCUUGUUUUAUGAUAACAUGGUAUCAUUUCAAUUGAAUUGAUGAAGUGUGUAAUGGGAUGAGGGGUGAGCAAAACUCCAUUUUUAACGAAUAAUCUACAUGAACAGUCUCUUCAGAUAUUAUGUACGAUAAUAAGUACAAUUAUUGUCUGAUAAUGAUUGCAUCGGUUGAGCAAUACACCACUGGGUAGUAAUUUAAAUACAAUGUACAUGUAAAAUUAAUACAUAAUUGAUACUUUGACCAAAAACCAUGCUGAUAUGUUGAACCCCAUGUAUUUUCAUAUGAAUAUCAUCCUCAUAGUUCCUACUUGCUGAAAUUCUCCUGAAGAACAAUUAAAUAUGGAAGCUCAAUUUAA